CUGAGACGCCACUGUGCGUGGAAGCGACACAACCAAGCUCAGCCACGCACGGUGCCAAACACGAGGCUGAUGGCAGAGAGCAAUAUUCUGUUGAUUUGAUAGAGAAGAACUGCAUUUAUGGUGAUACCAAGCAUGAAGUUAACGUGUACGUUAAGAUGUUUACAAACAGCCCAUUUCUGGUAUGUAUGGAUUUGGCUCGUUCUCGAGAAGAACUAAUAGAUCCCAAGUAUUUGUGGAUUGGUCCAGACGGAAAAAACUUAACAGGGCGGACGCACGUGAAUCUUUCCGAAACAGGAAAGCUGAUGGUGGUGGGCUUUACGGAGUCCAUGUCUGGAGCCUACACCUGCAUUCUCUCUCACAAAAUCAUAGAGAUUACGACACAAGAAGAACGAGAAGUGCUGGAGGCGUAUAAAUUCGUGGUAUACGCGUACAGGGAAGCUGACCACGCGUAUCAGAUGUCCGUCCGCUUUACUACGAGGGAGUGCGAGCGAGCAGCCAACGGCCAGUUCUUUGGGGAGCUACAGAGAAUCCUAACCGACAUCAUCUCUGAUCUGAUGUGUCACCUCACGCACUCAUCCUACAAAUGCCGCGCCGUCAAGACACCGAAGCAAAGCCUCCUGCACGAACUCUUUGUUAGCUUUCAAGUCAGUCCUUUCGCACCGGGAUGGGAAGAAGUUUGCCGCCGGGCUCCUUACGACUGCGAAGAGGCGACAAACGGGAGAGUUGAAGAGGCAAGAGAUCGGAUUGGGGAGUUUUUCCAGAGACAGACAUAUGUUUUGAAGCACAUGUUGCAAACCGUUCCCGCCAUACACUACGUGGCCAGCAGUUUCUCGGCUAUCUACGUUGACAGCUGUCAACCAGGAUUCGGGAAGAACGACCUCACCCACAAGAGCUGUGCCAAUUGCUGCGUGGUGUGCAAUCCCGGAACUUACAGCCCUACCAACCAAGGGACCUGCUGGAUUUGUAGGAGGCCUCGGGUUUGGGAGUACGGAGCGCGAUCUUGCUAA
Messenger RNA from Eurypyga helias (sunbittern), 1007 nucleotides. It is a transcript of the gene ZPBP2, whose product is annotated as zona pellucida binding protein 2. The record is from RefSeq and is a predicted model, not a curated record. Gene Ontology annotation, cellular component: extracellular region; zona pellucida receptor complex; acrosomal vesicle. Gene Ontology annotation, biological process: binding of sperm to zona pellucida; acrosome assembly. The transcript has 7 exons. NCBI's taxonomy places the organism in Eukaryota, Metazoa, Chordata, Aves, Eurypygiformes, Eurypygidae. The annotation marks the transcript as partial.